This is a messenger RNA of Jaculus jaculus (lesser Egyptian jerboa), 8698 nucleotides long. It is a transcript of the gene Atp2b4, whose product is annotated as ATPase plasma membrane Ca2+ transporting 4. The transcript is spliced from 22 exons. NCBI's taxonomy places the organism in Eukaryota, Metazoa, Chordata, Mammalia, Rodentia, Dipodidae. The record is from RefSeq and is a predicted model, not a curated record. Gene Ontology annotation, molecular function: PDZ domain binding; P-type calcium transporter activity; ATP hydrolysis activity. Gene Ontology annotation, cellular component: membrane; intracellular membrane-bounded organelle. Bases 866 to 4588 code for a protein of 1240 amino acids. Gene Ontology annotation, biological process: regulation of cytosolic calcium ion concentration; calcium ion transmembrane transport.
CCGGGGAGCCGGGGAGCCGGGGAGCCGGGGUCUGGCCGGAGUUGGCUGGAGCUGUUGCCAUGACAAGCAUUUUCUUAAGAAAGCGCUGUUGUUGAGACCGUCCGAGCCCGGGGCUGGGGAGUGGGGCGCGAACUUCCUAGGAAAGCAUCCCUCGGUGGAGAAGGAGAGCGAGGUCGGACGCCGCCCGGGAAGGUCCUCGUCCGAGGAAGGGCUGGGGGCGGAGACCCAGCCCAGUCCCCGCGCUAGCUGCUAGAGGCGCGAGAGCGAAGCCUGCAUCUCCACCUUGCUUGCCACAACUGGGGAGACCGGUGGCUGGUCACCCCACCCUACCCCGUCCAUGGAAACCCGGAGGGAGAGUCCCGCUGGGAGACGUCCGGAUCUUUGCUAGAAAGAGAGAGAUCCAGUUGUCAUCAGUAUCCAGGAAGCCUUCCUCUUCCUUCUCCUGCUUCCACUCUACCAUCGCAGUUGCUGGUUGUUGCUAAGGUUGCCUCCAUGGUAACAUGCUCAACUUGUUUACACCUCCAUUGGGGCAAGUAGCCUAAACUAGGAACCUACCUACUCUGGACUACCAGUUCUAUCACCACCUGGAGGACACCAAUCACAGCGACACAAAGUCCGCCUUCAAUUCUGUUCCCCCAUCCUUUCCCUCCUCUCACUGCUAGACUUCAUACAGAAGAAAGGAUCUAGGCUUGGAGUUGCCACUCUGAAGUGUAUUGCGCAAGAUAUAGUCAAUUUAUUUCCUGCCUGGCCCCUCAGAGAAGCAAGAAGCGGGAAGAAGCAGGGAAAGAAGUCAGGAGACACUGACUACUUGGAAGGAAACAUCACAUUUUCUCUGGUUGAGGGACUGGUAACUACAGGCACAAAAAUGAACACAUCAGGACAAAUGUUGCGGUCCAGCUCAAUAGCUGAGAGCCAUGAAAGGGAGUUUGGCUGUACAUUAAUGGACCUGAGGAAACUCAUGGAACUACGUUCAACUGAUGCACUGACCCAGAUCAAUGCCCACUAUGGAGGGAUACAGAAUAUCUGCAGUAGACUGAAAACCUCCCCCGUAGAAGGUCUAUCUGGAAACCUCGAAGAUCUGGAAAAACGUAGACUUGUGUUUGGACAGAACGUGAUCCCUCCGAAAAGGCCCAAGACCUUCUUAGAAUUAGUUUGGGAAGCCCUGCAAGAUGUCACACUCAUCAUCCUGGAGAUCGCUGCCAUCAUUUCCCUGGUCCUGUCCUUUUACCGCGCCCCGGGUGGAAACAAUGAAAUCUGUGGUCAGGUUGUGGGGAGCCCGGAAGAGGAGGAGGAGGCACAAACGGGCUGGAUUGAGGGGGCGGCCAUCCUCGCCUCCGUGAUCAUCGUGGUGUUAGUGACAGCUUUCAAUGACUGGAGCAAAGAGAAGCAGUUCCGGGGGCUGCAGAGCCGCAUCGAACAGGAGCAGAAGUUCUGCAUUAUCCGGAACGGUCAGCUCGUCCAGCUCCCCGUGGCUGAGAUUGUGGUGGGCGAUAUUGCUCAAAUCAAAUACGGUGAUCUGCUGCCUGCAGACGGGAUCCUGAUCCAAGGGAAUGAUCUAAAGAUUGAUGAAAGCUCUCUGACAGGAGAGUCAGACCAUGUUAAGAAGUCUGUGGAAAAAGACCCCAUGUUGCUCUCAGGGACCCAUGUAAUGGAAGGUUCUGGCCGGAUGGUAGUGACCGCUGUGGGGAUCAACUCCCAGACGGGAAUCAUCUUUAGCCUCUUAGGGGCCAGUGAAGAAGAUGGGGAGGAAAAGAAGAAGAAAGGUAAAAAGCAAGGAGUCUCUGAAAAUCGCAACAAAGCAAAGACCCAGGACGGCGUGGCCUUGGAAAUCCAACCACUCAACAGCCAGGAGGGGAUCGACAACGAGGAAAAAGAGAAGAAAGUAUCCAAGGUGCCUAAGAAGGAAAAGUCGGUGCUGCAGGGCAAGCUGACGCGCCUGGCUGUGCAGAUCGGGAAGGCCGGUCUGAUCAUGUCUGCUAUCACAGUGAUCAUCCUCAUUCUGUACUUUGUGAUUGACAACUUUGUGAUACAGCGCAGAGCAUGGCUACCCGAGUGUACCCCCGUGUACAUCCAGUACUUUGUCAAGUUCUUCAUCAUUGGCGUCACUGUCCUGGUGGUAGCCGUGCCGGAAGGGCUGCCACUGGCUGUCACCAUCUCACUGGCCUACUCCGUGAAGAAAAUGAUGAAAGACAAUAACCUGGUUCGGCACUUGGACGCUUGUGAGACCAUGGGCAACGCCACAGCCAUUUGCUCUGAUAAGACAGGCACACUGACCAUGAACCGCAUGACGGUGGUACAAGUUUACAUUGGGAACGUCCACUACCAUCAGGUCCCAAGCGCUGAUGUCUUCCAGCCCCAGGUCCUGGACCUCGUUGUCAAUGGCAUUUCUAUCAACAGUGCUUACACCUCCAAGAUUCUGCCUCCAGAGAAGGAGGGAGGCCUGCCACGGCAGGUGGGCAACAAGACAGAGUGUGCCCUCCUGGGCUUUGUCAGCGAGCUGAAGCAGGACUACCAGGCGGUGCGCAACGAGGUGCCUGAGGAGAAGCUCUACAAGGUGUACACCUUCAACUCCGUGCGCAAGUCCAUGAGCACAGUCAUCAGGAAGCCCAGCGGCGGCUUCCGCAUGUUCAGCAAGGGCGCUUCAGAGAUACUGUUGCGCAGGUGUAAUCGAAUCCUGGACAAGAAAGGAGAAGCAGUGCCAUUCAAAAGCAAGGACCGAGAUGAUAUGGUCCACACCGUUAUUGAGCCCAUGGCCAGCCAGGGGCUCCGCACUAUCUGCUUAGCUUACCGGGAUUUUGAUGAUGCGGAACCCUCAUGGGACAAUGAGGCUGAAAUCCUCACUGAGCUGACCUGCAUUGCGGUGGUGGGCAUUGAGGACCCUGUGCGCCCAGAGGUACCAGAUGCUAUUGCCAAAUGCAAACAAGCUGGCAUAACUGUCAGAAUGGUGACAGGUGACAAUGUCAACACAGCUCGGGCCAUCGCCUCCAAAUGUGGCAUUCUGACACCUGGAGAUGACUUCUUGUGCUUAGAAGGCAAAGAAUUCAACAGGCUUAUCCGGAAUGAGAAGGGCGAGGUCGAGCAAGAAAAGCUGGACAAGGUCUGGCCUAAGCUUCGGGUGCUGGCACGGUCUUCACCAACGGACAAGCACACACUGGUGAAAGGCAUCAUUGACAGCACUGUUGGGGAACAGCGGCAGGUGGUGGCUGUCACCGGUGAUGGAACAAAUGACGGGCCCGCUCUGAAGAAAGCAGAUGUUGGUUUUGCCAUGGGCAUUGCAGGCACAGAUGUGGCCAAGGAGGCAUCAGACAUCAUCCUAACAGAUGAUAACUUCACGAGCAUCGUGAAGGCAGUGAUGUGGGGGCGAAACGUGUAUGACAGCAUCUCCAAGUUCCUACAGUUCCAGCUCACUGUCAACGUGGUGGCCGUGAUUGUGGCCUUCACUGGGGCCUGUAUCACACAGGAUUCCCCACUGAAAGCUGUGCAGAUGUUGUGGGUUAACCUAAUCAUGGACACUUUCGCUUCCCUGGCCCUGGCUACUGAGCCCCCUACUGCUUCUCUGUUAAGACGCCGCCCCUAUGGCCGGAAUAAGCCUCUGAUCUCGCGUACUAUGAUGAAGAACAUCCUGGGCCACGCAGUCUAUCAGCUCACAAUCAUCUUUCUCCUUGUCUUUGCUGGAGAGAAGUUGUUUGACAUUGAUAGUGGGAGGAAGGCGCCUCUCCAUGCACCACCCAGCCAGCACUAUACAAUCGUUUUCAACACCUUCGUGCUGAUGCAGCUCUUCAACGAAAUCAACUCACGAAAGAUCCACGGCGAGAAGAAUGUCUUUGCCGGCAUCUACCGCAAUGCCAUCUUCUGCUCUGUAGUUUUGGGCACAUUCAUCUGCCAGAUCUUCAUUGUGGAAUUCGGGGGCAAGCCCUUCAGUUGUACACCGCUCAGCCUGGCCCAGUGGCUGUGGUGUAUCUUCAUUGGGAUUGGAGAACUUCUGUGGGGCCAGAUCAUCUCUGCGAUACCUACCCAGUCUCUGAAGUUCCUAAAGGAAGCUGGCCAUGGCACUACCAAGGAAGAGAUCAACAAGGAUGCUGAGGGCAUGGACGAGAUUGACCUCGCAGAGAUGGAGCUGCGCCGAGGCCAGAUCCUCUGGUUCCGUGGCCUGAACCGGAUCCAGACUCAGAUCGAAGUAAUUAACACAUUCCAGACGGGAGCCUCUGUUAAGGGAGUCCUAAAGCGACAGAGCAUGGCUCAACACCUUGAUGUAAAACUGGCUCCUAGCUCAUCUUACAUCAAAGUGGUCAAAGUGUUCCAUAGUUCCCGCCAUGAAGCCUUGCAAAAAUCCAAGAACCAAGACUCCAUCCACAACUUCAUGGCUCACCCUGAAUUCGCCAUAGAGGAGGAGAUGCCACGAACACCAUUCCUGGAUGAGCGAGAGGAAGAUGUGACAGCUUCUACCACGGGGACUAGGGUGCUCCUGUUGGAUGGUGAGGCCACCCCAUGCGCUAACAAAAACAACAACGCUGUGGACUGCGACCAGGUGCACCCCGCCACCUCCCACCCAGACAGCCCUCUACAAAGCCUGGAGACAUCAGUCUGAACUUCCGUCCUCUGACUCCCAUCCCUGCUUUCCCGGUUUCUUUCGAUCUGCCCCAUCUCUGAGGUGAAGAUGGGACUUGUCACCGUCAUGUCAGCUGCUCCCGAGUGUGUGAGAGCCCCCACCUGACCAUGAAGAAAAAGAACCUACAAGGGUUUCAACUUAAACUUGCGAUGGGGUUUGUAGCAGGACCCAAUCAAACCCCAGGCAGGUAAUGAUAGAAUCUACUUUUUAGGUAUAUCUGUUGUCAUUUAAAAAAAAAAUGAUGACAAUCCUCCUGGCAUCACCCAACCCAAAUGCUUUACAGUGUUUGUACAUAUUUUGCCACCUCCUGACUUGAGGAUUUUAUCCUGAGUCUCUACCACUGACAAGCCAGGCUAUGGGUUCAGAGAGAGAAACACUACCAGCGCAGUGUGAUGGAGCAGGGGUGACGUGUAAAAUCAGCCAGUAGAGUGAUGGUUCUUAGAACAAUUUUUUUCUGUUGUGAAAACUUAUACCUGAAAGCCUGUAGCUCUUUGUGCCCCUCAGUCCGACCUCCCCAAAGUUCUUUUGGUAUUGUCUCUCCCUUACCUUCCCUCCCUUUACUUUGUUUAAGUUGUGAUAAUUAAGAGACUAGAAAGGACAUGGACAAGUUUUCUUUUACUCCUUCUGACUCCACUAGAACCUUUAACUCCAUUCUAGAGGCAGACCGUUUUCUUUGCUAAAAAGGGUCUUUUUGAAGCAAAUAAAAGCUGUAAAAUGGUUCCCUCUUCUUGCCAGGCUAGCUUGUACUUCUAACCUGCCGUCUUGCAAGGCGUGGAGGGUGUCUAAGUGCCAGGAGUCCAGCCUUGACCAUGACACUUGCGUAUGAGCGGCAGUUUUUACCAUAGGUCUGAGCUUCCUCCUGUCCCUUAAGUGGUAGCACGAAAAGAAUGGGCUAUGGCCUUGCCUCCUAGCUGGGCAUGACGCUUCAGGACCGGUCACCAGCACGCCCAGGACAAGACAGCUCCCUGGAGCAGACCCCGACAGGGUAAAUACUGCUUUCAAAGCCAUCUGCCAAGGCUCUCCCAGGGCAGGAGCUGCUUAUUAGGGGGGUGAGUGUUGAAAAGCCUUUGGAGCGACUAAAGAUCCAUUCCAGCAAGAUCCGAAACACCACCCUGCAGGCACCAGAGACCCUCAGCUUAGGUGCACACAUUCUAGCCUCACAUUCUCUCCGCUGUUCCUAAUUCUGCUCUUUAUUGUGUCCCAACAUGUACCCUCCCUAAGAAGGCCCCAGCCUUUUGCAAACAUUUCGCAUUUGAAAAUACAUAUCCACUGGGGCGGCCUCCCUGACGUGUGUGCUGAUUCCAGGAGCUCAAAGCCCUCCCUGGCCCGCUCCCACCUCCUCUCCCCUAGCCCUGCCCCAGCAGCCUUCUCCAGCAGCGGCUCUGCGGCCACCCAGGGAAGCCCGUGCCUUUUUGCCCUCCACACUGCCCAAAGCAGCCCCUGCCCACCCGCCUCUCCACAGUUGGGGACUUUCCCAGGAGACGACUUCUUUUUUUUAAGUGUUCCUUACUGGGACAAGGGGGAGCCGCGUUUGCAGGUGCUGCAUCCGUACCCCUGCUCUGCUGACUUAAGCUCUCCUGUGCAGACAGAGCUGAUACCUGUCCCCAUGUCCUGUCUCCCAUUAGACCAGUGAAGCCUGCCCUCCCUUCCUAGAGUGUUAGAGGAAGAAGAGGGAGUGGGAAGCUAAUAUUAAUAACUGCCAAAUUUCUACCUGGGAGAAGGUGGCAGCCUGAGCCUGCCCACUUCAACCUGCUCUACAGCCGUCUCCCUUGCCUCUUCUUCUGAGCUGUGCGAGGUCACUGCAGAAUCCAUCAUUGCAGGAAAUAGGAGACCAGCUUUGGUUUGGGUUUCGUGAGGGUUUCAUGCUUCGGCAAUCUUUUCUCUGUCUUAAAUAUUCAUGGGGGAGGGAAAACAGCUCACCCAAGGUAUUAGGUGUUCAAGUAGAUAUUUAUGAAAUACUUUGAGAGAUUUAAUUCUCACGUCAACACUUUUAUUACCUCAGACCAUUUGUAAAAAGCAAGCCAAUAACAAGCUUUGAAGGCCAUUUUAGAAUUUUUGCUCCCAAAAGACUCUUGUGGUGCCUGGCAGGUUACUCCUGAGGGCUCUGUCUACUUUUUCAAACAGGCUUUUUUGUGUGUUCUAGUUUUCAUAGUAAGAGAGAAAAUAUAGAAAUAUUAUGCAAAAAUAUAGUUUUCUUUAGAUCAGAAACUGAUAUUUUUGAGUCAGCCAUAUAUAUUUUGUUUAAAGGAUUUAAAAUAAAAUGCCCUCAUGUAAUAUCGUGGAAGGGAGCACAUAACCAGCUUUUCAACAUGACAGGUGACUUAAUAUAUUUGUAAUUGGUUUAAAAACCAAUAUACCAUACUUCCUUUCUCCAAACAGCCAUCUUUGUACUUAGGGGGAAAAUUGUUGGGUUAUAGACUUUUUUAAUAUAAAUUUUGUUGAUAUGGAAUUUAAGUUCCAGUGUUUCUGUGCAUAUGCUUUUUAUAUAUAAGUUUUUUUUUUUUAAUUCCGUUUCAGUGACCCAGCGGGCAGUGAGUAACUAUGACAUAUAAGUUACUAACACUUUCCCCAAAAUGGUGCUUUGGAGUUGAAAAGGGUCUGAUGGGAAGGAGAAACUCUUGUUCUAGAAUCCUCUCUUGGUAAACCUAGAAAAGCUCGUAGCAAACUGCAAGUAAUGAUGAAAUGCAGGGGGUGUCCUCCAAGAGAUGGACCACCAGGCUUUCUGGUAAGUAGCGGUGAGGAUCAGUUGGCGUUUCAUUUCUGGAGGAAUUAGCUGGCAAACUGAGACCAGAGACGGCUUCUGUUGCUCUGUUAGGGUACUGACUCGGGCUUUGCGUUUUAUAUGGUUCUUACACUUCCUGUACCCCUUAGAGUUUUCCAUUAGUGAGUUUUUAUGCAUGAUUCUGAUUUGUGACUCCUUCCCUCCCCUAGAAAGGUUUUGUGCAAUACAACAGAGCUCCAAAUGGGGGGAAACACUGGCUGGCUGUAGCUCUGCGUGGCAGCCUGGGAGCUAGGUCCUCCUCAUAGGCAUCGUCCUCUAAAGCGAUUCUCCCAUUCCAAAAGGUGUAAGAGAGCAGACAGAAUCCCUCUGGGCACUUGUGGAUUUCUCAGGGUUGGGAUGUCUUUUUUUCCCUUCCAGCUUCAGGGGAGAUUUGCACAGGUCAGUCUGAGCAAUUACCUCACUGCCCAAAACCCAGAGGGGCAUGGCAAGCUCCAAUGGGCCGGCUAAUCCCUUCUACACCCCUUCCCAUCUUUCCUGUUCCCCUCACCCUGCAAUUGAAGCUACCCAUAGCACUACCCUGGUGUGCACACUUUCUCACCUUUUGUGUCUAAGGACCACCCUGUGGCAUUGGUGGGGACGGGCACUCAUAAAUUGCUAUUCUAAAGCCAUUCCAGCCUCUUCCUCAGAAUAGACCAGACCCCCUUCCAUUUAGCUCAGUGCCAGAACUUUUGUCUUCCCAGUUCUGCAGUUAGGACUGCUGUCACCUUUCCUCUUAAUUAGGAAAGGUAAAGGGAGGUGAGUUCCCUGCAAGUGAAUAUGCCUUUGGUUUGGAUUUUCUCCCCAUAUGUAUAUAUGCCAUAUGUGAAUAUGCCAUAUAUAUAUGUGCCAAGAAAUGUAUCUAUGUUGUUCUUUUCAACUCAGCAUGCAGAUAGGAAUUUUGAGUUUCUUUUUCUUUUCAGUAACUAGUAUAGCAAGCACUGGCAUUUUUGUACAAAAAGGAAAAAAAUUUAAAAAAAAGAAGGUUGACUAUUGUGGUCUGCAUGACAAACAUGGUAAUAUCAAAGCAAUGUAUCCCCUAGUGUGUGUUACCAUAACUUACAGUUCAGCUUAACAGUGCACCCAAUCUGUAUUUGCAUUUUGAUAUUAUUUAAGCUCUGUGUACAAUGUUUUGCAUGUAUUUAUAUGGUUCUUAGGGGAAAAAAUGCUAUAAACUGGCAAAUCUGAAAUUCAAAUAUGUUGUUCCACUGAGACGGGAAGAAGAGGAGUUCAAAAGGGGUAAUUUGUUUGGAACCAAUAAAGCUUUAUGCUGAAGAGCAGAAGCCCAUGCUGCCAUGCACUGAGAAUAAAAAUCCCAUGCCCACUUGUAA